AUGUUCUCAGCAGGUUCUGCCAUUAUUAGGGCCGGCGCCCGCCGAGCCGUACCUCGGAUCCGACACCGACAAACCCUUUCCAGGCCUCGCCCACGGAAACCAGGCCCUCUCCCUCGCCGGGUCCGCGCUCUGUCGACCACUGAGAUCCAGAACAAGCAAGCCACCAGCGACCGCACCCGUGCUAUCAUCAUUAGGACGCUGAGCCAGAUCGGCAGCCGACGUGAGGGACAGCAAUACCUCUCGUACUUUACGUCCGUCUCUUCGCAAAAGUUCGCCGUCAUCAAGGUCGGCGGUGCUAUUCUUACCGACUACCUCGAUGAGCUCUGCGAGAACAUUGCCUUCCUGUACGAGGUCGGCCUGUAUCCCGUCAUUGUUCAUGGCGCCGGUCCCCAGCUCAACCGCCUUCUCGAGGAGGCUGGUGUCGAGCCCGAGUUUGAGGAGGGCAUUCGCGUCACCAACCCCAAGACUUUGACCGUUGCUCGCAAGCUCUUCCUCGAGGAGAACAUGAAGCUGGUCGAGAAACUCGAGAGCCUCGGCGUCCGCACUCGCCCUCUGACCUGGACCCUGACCGCCGACUACCUCGAUAAGGAGAAGUGGAAUCUUGUUGGCAAGAUCACCGAGGUCAAGAAGGAGCCCAUUGAGCAAGCCAUUUCGCACGGCUACGUGCCUAUCCUGACCUCCAUGGCGGAGACCCCCGAGGGCCAGAUCCUCAACGUCAAUGCCGACGUUGCUGCGGCCGAGCUCGCCAGGGCGCUCGAACCGCUGAAGGUUGUCUACCUCUCUGAGAAGGGCGGCCUCUUCAACGGCGAGUCGGGUGACAAGAUCUCGCACAUCAACCUGGAUGAGGAGUAUGACUACCUCAUGUCUCAGUCAUGGUGCCGUUACGGAACGCGCCUCAAGAUCAAGGAGAUCAAGGAGCUGCUGGAGACCUUGCCCCGCACCUCGAGCGUCGCCAUCAUCCACCCCAGCGACCUGCAGAAGGAGCUCUUCACCGAUUCCGGCGCCGGUACUCUGAUCCGCAGGGGCGACAAGAUUGAGGUUGCCGACAGCAUCUCGCAGAUCAGCGAUCUCGCCAAGGUUAAGGAGUGUCUCAUCCGGGACCGUGAGGGCAUGGAUGCCGAGGCUACCGUCGAUCGGUACAUCGACUUCUUGAAGGACACCCCUUUCAAGGCGUACUACGAUGAGCCUUACAACUGCAUGGCCAUUGUCCUGCCUCCCGGCAAGGAUCGUUCGCACGCCACUCUGGCCACCCUGUCGGUAACCAAGGAGGGCUGGCUCAGCAAUGUGACCGAGAAUGUGUUCAACGCUAUCAAGAAGGAUCACCCCAAGAUGGUUUGGACUGUCAGCGAGGAGGACGAGAACCUCACUUGGUUCUUCGGCAAGUGCGACGGCAGCUUCGUCAACAAGGGCGACGUUCUCUUCUGGUACGGUGUCGACGACUUCCAGGAGCUCGGCGCGUUGACGGAAGAGUUCAACGCUGUUGGUCGGGCCAUGCUGGGCGACUCGAACCUCGAGUCCCGCCUGCGCCGCGCCGCGCAAACGUCCAACAGCAACCUGGCGUCGCACGCUGCGUCGUCUCGUUAA
Verticillium alfalfae VaMs.102 is the source of this 1584-nucleotide messenger RNA. RefSeq names its product arg-6. Gene Ontology annotation, cellular component: mitochondrial matrix; cytoplasm. The transcript has a single exon. NCBI's taxonomy places the organism in Eukaryota, Fungi, Ascomycota, Sordariomycetes, Glomerellales, Plectosphaerellaceae. Gene Ontology annotation, biological process: L-arginine biosynthetic process. Gene Ontology annotation, molecular function: arginine binding; L-glutamate N-acetyltransferase activity, acting on acetyl-CoA as donor; N-acetyl-gamma-glutamyl-phosphate reductase (NADP+) activity. The record is from RefSeq and is a predicted model, not a curated record. The coding region runs from base 1 to 1584 and encodes 527 amino acids.